AUCAACAGGAAGUCCUGAAGAGGUCUGAGCAUGUUAUURAGCUCGCUGAUGGUCCUCUGGUGGUCAGAGUCAGRAACAGUCUGCCAACAACUGCUUCUUCUCAAAACACCACCUCCACAGCUCCAGCAGAGAGCCCCCAGUUUAUUCCAGACAGCACCACUUCACCAAAUAAUGRAGAAAAUAAACUGUCUCCUGAUGAACAUCUGUCUUCUGAACUGAAGGAAUGUGUGGAAGMAGAGGAGSAAMRAGAGGAAGAGCGUCCUUCUGCUUCCAGCUCUGUUCAGCUUCACCCUGAAGACAGUGUUUUAUUCAAGCAUUCCUGUCAACCUCAUAAUGUAGAUGAAGUUAGUGACUUGAAAGUUGAGUUGGACAAUCCUGAUAGCUACCUGUGCCACUUGGAGGAAUGUUCCUAUAAAUAUGAGGGGCAGCAGGUCAGAGAUGAAGGGACAGCUUUGAGCAUUGCAGGAUUGAACACUGAGGAAUCUUCUCAGAUUGACAAAAAGUUGUUGGAUGUAGGGGAUGAGUCAUGUUUGAGUUUGACAAACACAGAAGUAGCCAGUUACAGCCUGUGUGRUGGGCUUCAGGUGGUGCUGUGUCAGGGUGAUAUCACCACACUUCAAGCUGAUGCCCUGGUGAACGAUGCCAAUGAAGAUUUGAAGCAUUGUGAAGGGGUUGCUGCUACCCUGAGUCAGGCAGGUGGUCCAGACAUACAGAGUCAGAGUGAUGCUUUGAUAACAUCUAAAGGCAAAAUCCCUACAGGUGAAGUUGUAGUGACCACAGGAGGUAACUUGCACUGCAAAAGACUGAUGCACGCUGUUGGUCCUGUAGCAGGAAAAGCAGAUGRCAGAGAGAGGAUCUUACUARAGAGAACAAUCAGGCGUGUUCUGAGCUUAGCUGAAAUGAUGAAAUUUACUUCCAUCGCCUUGCCRUGCAUCGGCUCAGGAGUGAAAGGUAUUCCAGUGUCUGUGUGCUCUGAGGCUAUAGUGACUGUUCUUAAGGAGUUUGGUAGUCAGGGUGAGCGAAGUUUGAGUACAAUCAUCUUGAUAGAUGACCAAGAAGAAGWGGUCAGGGCCAUGCAGGAGGCGUGUGACAGGCUGCUUCUGGGUAAAAGUACUGGAAACCACACAGUGAGUGGUGAUCCAGUUGGACUGGAGUUCAGCAUGGAUUCYACUGGUCAAGAAGCAGCUACAGGAGAUCCUGAUGGAGGUCCUAAGGGUGCUGUCCAAGUUGAAAUUGUUAAAGGGACAAUCGAGACCCAACAGGUAGAUGCCCUGGUGUCUCCCAUGGUYGGCAAUGAUCCUCUUUCCACUCACGUAGGAAACAUUUUGAAUAAAUCAGUUGGUUUUCAGCUUACUGCAAAGUUCAGACGUAAAUCGGGAGGCGAAACAAAGUCUGGUGAGUCAGUUCUAGUGGAGGGAUUGGAUGGACUUCCUUCUAAUGCCAUUUUUUUCCUCAACCUUGCUCCGUGGGAUGAAGAUGAARAUGGAGUUCCUGUUGAGACUCUGAGAGCGGGCAUCAACAGCAUCCUCACUUCCUGUGAGGAGAAAGGGUUUGGUUCUGUUGCUUUUCCUGUUCUUGGAGCUGGGAUUGCCCUGCAGUUUCCUGACAGCGUGGUAGCCAGAGUUUUACUGGAGGAARUUCAUACAUUUGAAGAGAACAGAAGCAGCAGCGCACCGAUUGUGGUUUGCGUCGUCAUACACCCCAGUGAUGAAGAAACUGAAGAGGUCUUCAGGUCAGUCCAGGAAUCAUUGAAAUAUGAAGGGUCCACUCAGAAUGAUCAACAAGACCAAAAUCAAGAGUCCACCACAAGGAGGAUUGUCCUACUUGGAAAAACUGGAUCUGGGAAAAGUCACCUGGGUAACACCAUAUUAGGAGAGGAACUUUUCCUUUCGUAUCUUUCCUCUACCUCUGGAACCCAAAWRGUCCAAGCAGASACCAGGUCUGUGAACGGAAGAAGCCUGACUUUGAUCGACAYGCCAGGUUUCUUUGACACAGAAAAGUCUGAGGAGGUUUUGAAGCCAGAGAUCAUGAGGUGUAUCACAGAGUGCUCACCUGGGCCUCAUGUCUUUCUCAUUGUCCUCAAAGUGGAAAAGUUUACAAAGCAUGAGCAAGAUGUUAUUGAUAAAAUACUSCAAUAUUUCUCAGAUGAUGCUUUAAAUUAUGCUGUCCUCGUCUUCACUCAUGGUGACGACCUUCAGGRGAAGAAAAUCGAAGAGUUUGUUGGUCGGAAUAAGAAUCUGAAUGAUCUGCUGAAGAGGUGCGGUGGUCGGUGCCACGUCUUUGAUAAUAAACACUGGAACAACAAUCAGCCACAUGAUUACAGAAACAACCAGUUUCAGCUGGAGGCGUUGCUUCACACGAUAGACAAGAUGGUGGAAAAAAA
This is a messenger RNA of Austrofundulus limnaeus, 2383 nucleotides long. RefSeq lists its product as uncharacterized. Gene Ontology annotation, molecular function: GTP binding. The record is from RefSeq and is a predicted model, not a curated record. Lineage: Eukaryota; Metazoa; Chordata; Actinopteri; Cyprinodontiformes; Rivulidae.